Messenger RNA from Dendronephthya gigantea, 794 nucleotides. RefSeq names its product E3 ubiquitin-protein ligase NRDP1-like. Gene Ontology annotation, cellular component: plasma membrane signaling receptor complex. The record is from RefSeq and is a predicted model, not a curated record. The coding region runs from base 1 to 741 and encodes 246 amino acids. Gene Ontology annotation, biological process: tumor necrosis factor-mediated signaling pathway; regulation of canonical NF-kappaB signal transduction; positive regulation of JNK cascade. The transcript has a single exon. Gene Ontology annotation, molecular function: ubiquitin-protein transferase activity; zinc ion binding. NCBI's taxonomy places the organism in Eukaryota, Metazoa, Cnidaria, Anthozoa, Malacalcyonacea, Nephtheidae.
AUGGCUGAACAAAACACUGGUUACAAGGAUGAGCGAUUUCACCAGACUCUUAGCUCCAGUUUCCACUGUUGCAUUUGUACGAACGUUUUCAAAGACCCAGUCAUGUGUGCUGAAAACGAGCACAUUUUCUGUCGUGGUUGUAUCACAAGACAUCUCACAAAUUCCCAGAAAUGCCCGACGUGUAUGGAGCCCCUCACAGUCAAAACACUCACUCCAGCCCCACGCAGCGUCAGAAACCUUCUCUCGGAGCUGAUGAUUCAAUGCGAGUUCUUUGACCGCGGCUGUGGCAAGGUUGUCGAGUUGGGAGAUCUUGAAAGCCACACGAAAGAUUGCGGAUUUGCCCCGGUGGUCUGUACCAACGAGGGAUGUAAUGUUGAGGUGAACAAGCAAGAUUUGUUCCAUCACGAAACGUCGGUGUGCGAGCUUCGCAAAGUUAAAUGCCACAGUUGUGAAGAAACAAGACAAGACAUGGCCAAAGUGAAAGCUGAAUUGGCAGCAAUGAAGGUCACCUUGUCGGGGAUCAAUAAGAAGUUGGACAGAAACGAGAGCAAAGUGGCGAGGGUUUUGAAAAGUCUGGAGGCCUUUGAACGAGCUCAAGAGGACAUCGUGAAAAUGAAGAAAAGUUUAACUGAAAUUACAGAGUUGCUCAUAACACGACAAGGUCAUGCUGAAUCCUUCCCGCAUCACAUGUCCAUGCCGUUUGGAAAUUCCUUAUCGCAACCGCCAUUUAGUUUUCAUUAACAAAAACAAAACACCAACAAUUACACGCAAUGGACGAUAAACGACCAUUCUGA